Molecule: messenger RNA, 687 nt
Organism: Syzygium oleosum
Lineage: Eukaryota; Viridiplantae; Streptophyta; Magnoliopsida; Myrtales; Myrtaceae
Product: probable calcium-binding protein CML45
Exons: 1
Coding region: 1-687 (228 amino acids)
Molecular function (GO): calcium ion binding
Source: RefSeq, a predicted model, not a curated record
AUGUCUCCGAGUCAAUUAUACUAUGCCAUAGCAUUGGAGAGAUCACCGACGACGAGCGAGAGCCCGGUAUGUCUCCAGCUCAUUCGGGGACUCGUUAACGUCCUCUCGGGCCAUGCCAUAUACUCAUGGGCUGCUAACAACUUGCCCGAAUCCUUGUCGAGAUUUCGGUCUUACCUCCUCCAUCCAAAAGCCGAGGAGAAGGGCUCUCGCGUCGAGCCCUCGAUGACCCGUCAGUACAGUUUCCAGGGCAAAAGGGACGAUGGGGACGACAACGAGGAGGAUGAUGAUAAUGAUGGUGGAGUGACCGUCUGCAGAGAAGAUGUGGAGGUGGUGAUGGGGAAGCUGGGGCUGUUCCACAGCCCCGAGAGCGGUGGCGGCCACGACGAGCUAAUCGGUUGGGACAGACCGAUGAGCUGCGUCGGGAUUUCGCGGGUGUUCAAGGAGGAAGAGGCGAGCAUGGAGGAAGUGAGGGAGGCCUUCUAUGUGUUUGAUGUGAAUAGGGACGGGUUCAUCGACGCCAAGGAGUUGCAGAGGGUCUUGUGCGUGUUGGGGUUUGAUGGAAGAGGUGGAGGAGGAGGGUUGGAGGAGGAGGAGUGCGAGAGGAUGAUCAGAGCGUUUGAUGAGAACGGGGACGGCAGGAUUGAUUUCCAGGAGUUUGUAAAGCUUAUGGAGAAGUGCUCUUGCUGA